This is a messenger RNA of Sinocyclocheilus anshuiensis, 1336 nucleotides long. Its product is annotated as stonustoxin subunit beta-like. Lineage: Eukaryota; Metazoa; Chordata; Actinopteri; Cypriniformes; Cyprinidae. The record is from RefSeq and is a predicted model, not a curated record. Bases 1 to 954 code for a protein of 317 amino acids. Gene Ontology annotation, molecular function: protein binding. The transcript is spliced from 5 exons.
AUGACCAUUGAAAUGCAUCCUCACAGUCUUCUUUCUGGCUGUAAUCUAACUGGCCAGGACUGUGAAAGUGUGUCAUCAGCUCUACAAUCCUCAAACUCUGCCCUGAGGGAGCUGGAUCUGAGUAACAAUGACCUGCAGGAUUCAGGAGUGAAGCUGCUCUCUGAUGGACUGAAGAGUCCAAACUGUCAGUUGGAGAUACUGAGGUUAUCAGGCUGUAUGGUGACAGAGGAAGGCUGUGGUUAUUUGGCUUCAGCUCUGAGUUUAAACCCCUCACACCUGAGAGAGCUGGAUCUGAGCUACAAUCACCCAGGACCAUCAGGAGUCCAGCUGCUCAAACACAAACUGGAGGAUCCCAACUAUAAACUGCAGAUACUCAAUCUGGACCAUGGAGGACAUUUCAGGAUCAGACCAGGACUGAGAAAAUAUGCCUGUGAUCUCACACUGGAUCCAAACACAGCACACACUCAACUCAUCUUGUCUGAGAAGAACAAAAGAGCAACAUGCAAGAAAGAGCAUCAACAAUAUCCUGAUCAUCCAGAGAGAUUUGAGAACUGUGAGCAGGUUAUGUGCAGAGAGAGUCUGACUGGACGCUGUUACUGGGAGGUUGAAUGGAGCGGCUCAGGUCAUGUAGCAAUGACAUAUAAAAGAAUCUGCAGGAAAGGAGGAAGUAACUGUAGGUUUGGACGGAAUGAAAUGUCAUGGAGUCUUUAUUGUAGUGAUAACUUGUACACUUUUUGGUACAAUAAUAAGACAACUGACAUUCCUGCCCCUACUCCCCGCUCUAAUAGAGUAGGAGUGUAUCUGGACUGGUCUGCUGGGUCUCUGUCCUUCUACUGUGUCUAUGACACACACACACACACACACAUACACACAUUCAACACCACACUCACUGAACCCCUCUAUGCUGGAAUUGUAGUUUAUCCUGAUUGUUCAGUUUUUCUGUGUGAGAAUUAACAGCCUUCUGUGAGAAACCUCAGAGACUCAUAUGGAAGCACAUUUUAACCUCAGAGUCCUAAUCUUACAGUUGUAAUUUUCUCACAAUUUAAACUUGAAUGCCUAGCCUAGUUACAGUUGCAAGAAAAAAGCUACACUGAAAAAGAUUUAUGAACAAAAAAAACCCCAGUGAAAUGCAUGGCAGCAUAGGAUGCCACACGUUUACCAUUAAUGGAAACAACAGCCAAAGAGUCAAGACCAUAAACCAAAAUAACACAUUUCAAAUGUAAUAGGAAAAAUACACUCGGACCGUAAACUACAAUAACAUGCUCAAAUUGCAAAUGGUACGCAAUAUGAUAUCAAUGAGGAAAAAUUAUUUGUGAUGUUUUUCCAGCUUAAAAUU